Cavia porcellus (domestic guinea pig) is the source of this 1887-nucleotide messenger RNA. RefSeq names its product Yip1 domain family member 4 (gene Yipf4). Gene Ontology annotation, cellular component: trans-Golgi network; membrane. The transcript has 6 exons. Lineage: Eukaryota; Metazoa; Chordata; Mammalia; Rodentia; Caviidae. The record is from RefSeq and is a predicted model, not a curated record. Gene Ontology annotation, biological process: vesicle fusion with Golgi apparatus; endoplasmic reticulum to Golgi vesicle-mediated transport. Bases 242 to 997 code for a protein of 251 amino acids.
UGGUCCGGUCACGGCGCCGGCGUCACGGUGCUUGGGCGGUCGCCACCAAGAGUUGUGUAUCUUGGUGAGGCCUUUGUGGGGGUACCGUCUGGGACGGUCCUCUCGCGCCUUGCAGCCAGUCUGCACCUCAGAAUCGUGGGCUGCAGCGUAGUGCGAGCGUGCGAGUCGGCGCCUGGGCUGCCGUGGGGCCUGGGCCCAACAGCAGCCUCUUCCUUUGCAGCGAGCAGAGAGAGGCCGCAAAAUGCAGCCGCCGGGUCCGCCCCCGGCGUUUGCCCCCACUAACGGGGACUUCACCUUUGUGUCCUCGGCCGACGCGGACGGUGAGCGGGAGCCGCUGCGCGAUCUCAGUGGAUCCAUAGCAGCCCCAGAUGUCAAAUUAAACCUUGGUGGAGAUUUUAUCAAAGAAUCUACAGCUACUACAUUUCUGAGACAAAGAGGAUAUGGCUGGCUUUUGGAAGUUGAAGAUGAUGAUCCUGAAGAUAACAAGCCACUUUUGGAAGAAUUGGAUAUCGAUCUAAAGGAUAUUUACUACAAAAUCCGAUGUGUUUUGAUGCCAAUGCCUUCACUUGGUUUUAAUAGACAAGUGGUGAGAGACAAUCCUGACUUUUGGGGUCCUCUGGCAGUUGUCCUUUUCUUUUCUAUGAUAUCGCUGUAUGGACAAUUUAGGGUGGUCUCCUGGAUCAUAACCAUUUGGAUAUUUGGCUCACUAACAAUUUUCUUACUGGCCAGAGUUCUUGGAGGAGAAGUUUCGUAUGGCCAAGUUCUUGGAGUUAUAGGCUAUUCAUUACUGCCUCUCAUCGUAAUAGCCCCUAUACUUCUGGUGGUUGGAUCAUUUGAAGUGGUGUCUACACUUAUAAAACUGUUCGGUGUGUUUUGGGCUGCCUACAGUGCUGCUUCAUUGUUAGUGGGUGAAGAAUUCAAGACCAAAAAGCCUCUCCUGAUUUAUCCAAUCUUUUUAUUAUACAUCUAUUUUUUGUCCUUAUAUACUGGGGUGUGAUCCGAAUCAUACAUACGUAGAAAAAGACAAUGUUACCUUUGUGGGCUGGGAACUCCUGCUGACGAGAUUGGAAAAACCUUGGUAAAAUUUUACAUGUUUCAGAUGUAAAUAAAGGUAGGUCGAAGGUCUUUUUUAAACAAUAUUUUUUGUAUUUAAUUAAGCAGUUGCAAUUAUCUGGGAUUUUUUAGUCAGGAUUCUAAAUUCUGUUUAUUUCUUCAUAUUCCAGUGAAUAAAAUAUAAAAGCAUUGUGUUUUUAAGAUUGUGUCAAUGUUCACAGGCUUUAUGUGUCACAGGCUGUGCCAAAAGCACCUGGAUUGGUAACUAUAUUUCACUUGAAGGGUAAAUUUGACAACAUCCUGAUAAUCUAAAAGUGCAAUUUUUUUCUUUAAAGAAUUUACUCCUGCAUUGCAGAUCCUGUAGAUACAUAUUUAUAUUUAUACAUAUAUAUUUAUGAAAUAAUUCUUAUUAUUCACAAUAUAUAUUUCUGAAUAACCUAAAAUUUAAGAUAUUAAAUCUGAUGCUUAAACUUCCUUUAAUUUGGCCAUUAACCUUUUUAUUUUAAAAAUUCAUUUUUUAAAUUGUGUUUUUUAAAUUAGAGUUGCUGAUGUAGAUUUGGUUUGUAUGGGUGUGCUUUUGAAAACCUGUUUUGAAUGUCUAAAUGUCUGAUUUAAACUUUGAGUUUUAUCUUUUUGACUAAAGGACCAAAAGAUAUAAAGGAUAUGGCAUUCAUUAAAAUCAUUAAUAUGGAGAAAGACAAUAAUAUUUAUAGCACUAGUAAAUAUUUUUUAAGUGAUACUUACAAAUUAGCAGUUAUGGGAAAAAAGACAAAACCUUGUGGUCCUGAGCAAUGUUAUAUGAAGUAGAAAACAAUAAAAUGUUUUCCAGCUGUG